UGUUUGCGACAAUGGCAUUUAGGCUGUUCCUGUUAUUUGCUCUUCUUAUGGACAACACAGGGUUCAGUGCUGAGAGCUCUGUGUUUGUGCAGACAGGUGCUUCUGUUCAACUGGAUAUACAGACACAAGAACUACCAGAGUUUUAUUUUUUAUCCUGGAGUAAUUAUAAAUCAGAGAAUAUAGUUACAUAUAUAAAUGUAACUAAAGAAGUAAUACCUCACCUUUUCUACAAGGACAGAGUGGAUUUCAAUAAAACAACCUUUUCUCUGACACUGAAGAACAUGCAGAAGACAGACAGUGGACUCUACAGAGCAAAAACAAGUGGACAAUCAGACAACAAUAUUGUUACAUACAGAGUAUCUGUUAUGGAUGAAGUGGAAGGUCCGGUCCUGGCUAUAAACUCAAGCUGGUCCAGUCCUGACCCCUGUAGCUUUACAUGUAAAGGAAGUAACAUUUUUAUCAGCUCCAUCUAUAAUGGUAGCAGCUGUUCACAAGAGGAAGUGGUAUCAGCUGAUAAUCACACUCUAAGACUGAACUGCAGUGGUGACUCCAUCAUGUGUAACUACAGAAACCCAGUGAGCUCGAUGACUCAAGUAAAGAAGGUUAAUGAACUCUGCAUUGUUAAGCAAGGAACACAUGAAAAAGCGUCAGCGUUUCCACCUUGGAUCAUUGUUUCUAUUUGUCUAUUCACAUUGACAUUGGCGGCAGUGAUCAGCUUUUGUAUUUACAAAGGGAAAAAAGGUGCCCAGAAGAAUGAACAAACAAUCUAUGCAAAAUUUGAUGAGAACAUCAAGCCACAAAAGUCGCUGGAGAUGUUGGAGAAAUCAGAGAAUCCUCAUACAGUGUAUACUACUGCAAGAGAUUUAGGACAAACUGAUGUUACCAACCACACCACACCCAACGACGACCCUAUGAAUCAGAGUGCAUUACUCAAAGAGAGGAGCAAACCAAAUGCACCAGUCACUAUCUACUGUACCAUUCAGCAGCAACCAAAAUCCCCCAAAACUGAAACUAAUCACACCAUUUAUGCUGUAGUCAAUAAACCGUCAGCCGGAUAUGAAUCUGCACAUCCACAAUCAGAGUAAAAGUGAACUUUCAAUAAAAACCCUAAACCCUUACAGUGAUUAAAAGUGAUAAAGGACUUCAUGUGUUCAGGAAGGCAGUGUUAUUCUCAGUGUAAAUAAGCAACAUAUUUACCAUGUGCAGUGUGCUCCUAUUGUAGUUGAUUUAGGGUGUGUUAAAGAUAUUUAAAUACGUAAAUUCUGUCUUUUUUUAAAGCAGCAGUGAAUGUAUUUUUAUUGUAAAAUUGUUGUACAUGUGGCUCAGACAGGAAUGCAAAAUCUCAUGUGGAUUCAGUAGAUUUCUAUUGGCGAUACCUCACCGCCUUUGCAGGCAACGCCUGAAAACCACUUCCUGGAAAGUAUUUGUCAGUCUUUAGGUUUAUUGAAGGGUCACCAGGGCUGGGGAAUAACGAAAUACAUGU
Molecule: messenger RNA, 1483 nt
Organism: Sinocyclocheilus rhinocerous
Lineage: Eukaryota; Metazoa; Chordata; Actinopteri; Cypriniformes; Cyprinidae
Exons: 7
Coding region: 12-1085 (357 amino acids)
Cellular component (GO): membrane
Source: RefSeq, a predicted model, not a curated record